CGAAAAGGAAAGAAAAACACGAUUACAAUGGCCACUACAGCUACGACCACGCUUGCAGGAGCUGCGACGCCUACUCCAGCAAUCCCAAAACUAACGCUCUAUACAAACCAUGGCUGUCCGUGGGCGCAUAGAGUACACAUUGCUUUGCGUGAGCUCGGCUUGAGCUACGACGAGGUGAUUAUCGAUCUGGACCGGCCAAGGGAGGAGUGGUUUUAUAAGAUCAAUCCGAGGGGCAUCGUGCCCGCAAUGCGUUACUCCAACGGCCAAAUCGACGAGGUCAUCACCGAAUCUGCCAUCAUCGCACAAUUUCUCGCUGAUGCGCAUCCAUCUCAUCUUGUGCCGGCUAGCAAUGACUCCCCUGCUGCGGCCCUUUUCCGCGUACGCAUCAACUUUUUCGUCGAUACCUAUUUUACCAGGGUCAAUCCGCUCAUGUGGGCAUGCAUUCUCGGCGCGCCGGACAAACAGAAGCGCGAAGAAAAAGCAGCAGAUUUUGCCAAAGCCGUCGAAAAAGACAUCGAGCCGCUUUUGAGCGAUGCGGCGCCGUAUUUUGGUGGGAGCGAGAAACUUACUCUUGCAGAGGUCCAAAUUGCAUCGUUCAUUCUCCGCGUCUUCGAUUUCGCAGAUGACAUCAUUUUCCCAAAGUCUGUUGUCGAACCGCUUCGUCAGUUGCCAAACUUUUCUAAAUGGGCUGCCGCAUGCACGUCGCAUGAAAGUGUCUUGUAUAUCUGGGAUAAAGAAGUGCGGGUCCAGCGUGUCAGGGACAGGUUGGAAAUGGCAAAAAAGAUUGCCGGGAAAAAGUAUGCUGGGCAGUAUGAGUAGGGGAAUUCAGACACUCUUCAGAUUUCGUGUCACCGCUGAGACCGAAGAAGCCCAGCUGAAUAAUAUUUACGAUUGACUGCAACAGUUAUUUUAUUAUUUUAUUAUUUUCGUUGGUUGC
Molecule: messenger RNA, 937 nt
Organism: Xylona heveae TC161
Lineage: Eukaryota; Fungi; Ascomycota; Xylonomycetes; Xylonales; Xylonaceae
Product: thioredoxin-like protein
Exons: 3
Coding region: 28-819 (263 amino acids)
Cellular component (GO): cytoplasm
Source: RefSeq, a predicted model, not a curated record